Molecule: messenger RNA, 708 nt
Organism: Saccharomyces cerevisiae S288C
Lineage: Eukaryota; Fungi; Ascomycota; Saccharomycetes; Saccharomycetales; Saccharomycetaceae
Gene: GET1
Product: GET complex subunit GET1
Exons: 1
Coding region: 1-708 (235 amino acids)
Biological process (GO): establishment of protein localization to membrane; protein insertion into ER membrane; tail-anchored membrane protein insertion into ER membrane
Cellular component (GO): GET complex; endoplasmic reticulum membrane; Golgi membrane
Source: RefSeq, marked reviewed
AUGCAUUGGGCAGCAGCGGUAGCGAUAUUCUUUAUUGUGGUCACAAAGUUUCUACAGUAUACAAACAAAUACCACGAGAAAUGGAUCUCUAAAUUUGCACCAGGAAAUGAAUUAUCCAAAAAAUACUUAGCCAAGGUCAAAGAACGUCACGAAUUAAAAGAAUUCAACAACUCUAUCUCCGCGCAGGAUAAUUAUGCCAAAUGGACUAAGAACAAUAGAAAAUUGGACUCGUUAGAUAAAGAAAUAAAUAACUUGAAGGACGAAAUACAAUCAGAAAAUAAAGCCUUUCAGGCCCAUCUUCACAAACUCAGGUUAUUGGCAUUGACGGUGCCAUUUUUUGUGUUUAAGAUUAUGUACGGCAAGACACCAGUUUACAAGUUGAGUUCCUCGACUAGCACCUUGUUCCCUACGUUUGUAAGUGGUGUUUGGUCUCAAGGCUGGUUAUAUGUUCUCUUGCAUCCUCUAAGGACUAUUUCUCAGAAAUGGCAUAUAAUGGAGGGCAAAUUUGGUGCUUCCAAGUUUGAUGAUAUGGCUUUACAGAGUGUCUCUUUGGGAAUCUGGGUUUGGGCAUUGAUGAAUGUCAUCAACGGCGUGGAAUUUAUCGUUAAGCAAUUGUUUUUGACUCCCAAAAUGGAAGCACCUGCAUCUGUGGAGACUCAAGAGGAGAAAGCCUUGGAUGCUGUCGACGAUGCCAUUAUUUUAGAUUAG